Molecule: messenger RNA, 1074 nt
Organism: Danio aesculapii
Lineage: Eukaryota; Metazoa; Chordata; Actinopteri; Cypriniformes; Danionidae
Product: kelch-like protein diablo
Exons: 8
Coding region: 83-1057 (324 amino acids)
Molecular function (GO): protein binding
Source: RefSeq, a predicted model, not a curated record
CACAAAGUGUUCUGUCUCAAACACUGUGAACUGCAGAGAACAAGACAGAAUAAAGAAACAUUGAUAAAACAACGACAUCAUAAUGACAUCAGAAACCAACAGCUUUAAAGAAGACAAGGACAUCUUGCUCACCAAAUAUAAUACCAACACACACAGCACCAAGAAGAAUAAAGCCUCAUCCAAAGGCAAACCCUCUGACAUGAUAUAUGUGGUCGGAGGCUGGAGUAAAGAUGACCCAUCCUGUCCAGUUGAGCAGUUCUGUCCUCAGUAUAACGAGUGGAAAAUGACCGCUCCAAUGCUACAUCCCCGCGGUGACACGGGGGUGUGUGCUCUGGACGGGGUCAUCUAUACUCUGGGCGGGUCUGAUGAUGUCACUUGUUUAAGCAGUGUGGAGAGGUAUCAUCCAGAGAGCAACACUUGGACUGUGGACGUUCCUUCACUCUCCUCGCCAAGGUCAAGAGUGUGUGUGUUAGAGAUGGAUGGAUGUCUUAUUACACUUGGGGGUUUUGAUGGAAUGACCUGCAUUAACACCGUAGAGAGGUAUGACCCAUUGAAGAACUCUUGGUCUAAGUUGACUCCGAUGUUGAGGAACAGGGCAGCUGCAUCAGCCGCAGUCCUGAAUGGUGAAAUAUUUGUUGUGGGAGGAACAGAUGGAGAUAUGCCGCUGGAUUCAGUUGAGCAUUUUGACCCAUUUGAGGGAUGCUGGUCUCUGUGUCCAACCAUGUCAACCCCGAGGGAAGCUUCGGGAUGUGCCGUAUUUCUUGGCUGUCUGUAUGUGGCUGGAGGACGGGAUGAACUUGGCCUGUCAUUGAGCAACGUGGAGAGAUACGACCCAGACAAUUUCCACUGGAGCCCAGUUAGAGCGAUGAACAAUAAGAGAUUUCAGGUCUCUUUAGUGGUGUUUAAUGGCUUUCUAUUGGCUAUUGGAGGAUCUGAUGGUGUUAGUGAUCAUAAAACCAUGGAGGCGUAUGACUAUGAGACAAAUUCCUGGAGACAUUUUGGCAGUAUGAAGUCCAAGCAUCCAGGUGGACACGCGGCUCUGGUUAAGGCUUUCUAAAAUAUACCAAUACGAGU